UCCGAUUAAUCAACAAAAAUUUGUCUAUCAAGUCCUCUCCUUCUUCCUCUCUUCUCCUUUCGAUCAAGUUAAUAAUAUAAAGUUUGUGAAAAAGAAAAAAAACGGAUCAUCCGAUUAAUCAACAACAAUUUAUCAAAUUUUUCUCCUUCUUCCUCUCUUCUUCUCUCGAUACCACUCACAGUCACAGACAAGUCACCGGAAAGUUUCAUAUCGUCGCCGUUUGUCCCCUUGUUUUUUCUCUCAUCACUCCAUACCAGUUCCCAAAUGUCCCAACUUCACCUUCACCGUCUCUCUCUCCCACAGUCUUCUACUCGUUUCAGAUUACCGCCUUUACCUUCCUUACAUCGCCGCCUCGCAGCUUCGUCGCCGAAACCACCUACCAACAACUUUCCCCUCUCCUCAACUUCAGAGCUCAAUUCAAGUGCAGCCACCGUGUUUCGUCCUAUCACCGUCGCCAAAUCUCGUAUUGCUUGCAGGUUCAGCCAAUCCGACAUUACGCCACAGUUUGAGCUGGGCAAAGCAGAAGACAAACGGAAACCACAAAAGCGAGCCAAUGGCAUCUUCUGGAUCAUACUUAUCAAUCUUGGCAUUUAUGUGGCAGAUCACUUCUUUCAGGUUCGCAGCAUCAAAUCUCUGUAUUUGUACCACAAUUUUCCGGCGUGGUACCAGUUUGUGACUGCAACAUUCUGUCAUGCUAACUGGAACCAUCUUUCCAGCAAUCUUUUCUUCCUGUACAUCUUUGGAAAGCUCGUUGAAGAAGAGGAAGGAAGCUUCGGUUUGUGGCUAUCCUACUUGUUCACUGGUGUUGGAGCGAACCUGGUUUCUUGGUUAGUUUUACCGAGAAAUGCAGUUUCUGUUGGAGCCUCCGGAGCUGUUUUUGGGUUAUUUGCUAUCAGCGUCCUCGUCAAGAUGUCUUGGGACUGGAGGAAAAUCCUUGAAGUUCUUAUAUUGGGUCAGUUCGUUGUUGAGAGGGUAAUGGAAGCAGCUCAGGCUUCAGCUGGAUUAUCAGGAACUAUAUAUGGUGGCUAUUCGUUGCAGACUGUUAAUCACAUUGCGCAUCUCUCGGGUGCUCUGGUUGGUGUUGUCUUAGUUUGGCUUCUCAGCAAAUUUCCCUCGGGACCUGUGGAUCAAGAGGUUCAAAAAUCCCCUAAAAAAUGAGUCGAAAAUCAGUGUAACCUUCUUUAUCAGGUACAUAAUAGCUAUCACUGUAAUACUGAAGAACAUGCUCUAAACCGAGUUUCUGUAAGUGCCAAUUCUUUUGCAGCAGAAUUCUAUCACUGAUUUAUUUAUGUUAAGCACAUUAAAAAGGUUUUUCUCCGAAUGUCAGAGUCUGCAGCUAUUGGAAACAGAAACUGUACAAUAGAUUAUAUAAGACCGUUCUGUAGUAAUGUACAUAUAGUGAGUUCUCACAGUAUCGACUCCGAAAUUUCAACAUAAAAACAGGAAAAUCAAAUGUCUGGCCUCAGCCAAAGCCAGUUUUGUCCUUCGGUUCAGAAAAACACUGUACAAGAAUGCACGAACUGCCCACUGAUCCCAAACUGGGCUUGGGACUGCUUCUGGCAUAUAACUGGCACUCGAGCUCCGAGUUUGCAAGCAGAAAGAUUCAUUGCUUUUGCAGUUGGAAGCUCCCGUUUCCCGAUCGGAAUCUGCAAUAGGUUAAAAUUCCCGGAGGACUGUUUCUGGUAAAGAUUCUCCAACUUCUCGAUCUCAAUGUCUUUACAUUUCAAUGCAUUGAUCGCUUUGUUCGACUCAUCAGUGAGUCCCGCGACACGCCAAGCUUCUGCUACCAGCGUGUAGGUAGAGUUCUCAGGCUUCACGCCGAAUCCUCCCAUCAUCUGCAGAACCUCUUCGGCUUUCCAUGGCUGCUUCACUUCCAGGUAACCCCACAUCAACGUCUCGAACGUCUUGAUAUUCGGUGAGACCCCGAACUCGCACAUCUUGUUGAAAACCCUCAUGGCGUCAUCCAUACUUCCGCUGCUGCACCACCCGCUGAUCACCGUGGUGAAGAUCACAACAUUGGGCCUGCAUUCAACCAUGUUCUCUAGAAGCUCCUCGGCUUUCUCGUGCUCUUUAGCCCUGACGUACCCUUUGGCCAAGAUGCUGUAAGCGUGAGCGUCUGGUUUGACUCCUGCUUUGACCAUUUCUUCAAACACUUGUGCAGCUUUCUCCAUGUAUCCAGCUGAGCUCCAAGCGUUCAUCACGGUGCUGUACGUGAUUACAUCUGCCUUCACCUUACACUCCUUCAUCAAGCUAAGAACCUCAUCGAUGCCAUCACGGUCCAUGACCUCAACGAAGCCUUUUAUCAAAGAAUUGAAGACCACAAGGUUUGCUUCAACUCUCAUUUCCUUCAUUCUCCGCACAAACCUCAAACCAUCUCUCACUCUCCCUUCUCUACAGUACCCUCCCACCACUAUCCCACACGUUCUUCCGUUUGGUUUAGCCUUCUCCUUCAUAACCAUCCUCUCGACCACCUCUCUCUCAGCUCUCUCUGUCUUUCCUUUCUGCACAUAACAAGUUGCGAUCGUGUUAUACGUCACUGUGUCUGGCUUGACUCCGCACUCUUCCAUCUUCUGCACCACUUUCCACGCCUCCUCCACAUUCUUCUUCUUGCACCAGGCUUGCACCAGCACAUUGAACGUCCUUAUAUUCGGUCUAACAUCAAUACUGUUCUCCUCCAACAUUAGAUCCAGCAGCUCGGAUGAUCUCUCAGGCUGGCCUGCAAUCCCGUACCCUUUGAUCAACGUGUUGUAUGUGCUCGUGGUGGGAUUUAGACCAAGUUCCUUCAUUUUCAACAGAGCCUGCAUCGCAUCCUCUAUGUUACCAGACUCAGAGAAAGCGUUGAUGACGGCAUUGAAGAAGAUGGAGUCAGGUUUGGUCCCGCUCUGUUCCACCUCCGAGAGUAUAGUGCUUAUGGAACCGUACUGCUUCUGGACCGUCAUGGCAGCUAGGAGAGUCGUGUAAGUGAUCAAGGACGGCCUGUGUCCUGUCUCUGCCAACGUUUUGAAAACGGUUUGCACCUCGUGAGGCCGUCCUCGUUCGAUCAGAACGUUCAUCAGCUUCGUUCUUGACCUCACUGUCCUGCAACUGCUUCCUUCAACGCAUGACUUGCAGCGAUACUCUCCUCCUUUGUUAACUGUAGUCUGCAAAGAGAGUUUAAAGCAAGCCUUUGCUCACCAGAAGGUGGACCAUAGGGACAUAGCUCUAAUAACUCGAAACGGUAAAUUACAAUUCUACAGUAAUGUCAUCCAUAAUUAGUCGGAGAGACCAAAUCAGACAAAAACUCGAUUAACCUGACUAGAAUAUUCGGCAUAUCCAGAUUUCAUCAAACUCAGAAUCGAGUAAUUGUAUAGUGAGUCGUUGAACAAAAUGGUUUCAACACAAGCCAUAGUAGAUUGUUACCUUAAUCUGCGUGGAUAUUUCUGCAUCAGACAUAGCAGGAGCUUCGUUCUCCUCGAAAUCGGCCAUGUUUUGUCGGGAAAGAAACGCCACCUGUCUUUCACUUCUCAUGUUCUCGAGUCCAUGGGGAAGAGAGAGAGGUCUCAAUUCGCAGGAGUGAUAGGGGUCCAUAGAAAAAGGAAAAUAUAAUUAUUAAUUCUGAUAAGGAAGACAACGAAACUAGAUAAGGAAACCAAAGACGAGGACUUUUUGAAUUUUUUUGUUUGCUGUCCACAAAUAUUUUUUUGGUCUGUUGUUUG
Thlaspi arvense is the source of this 3695-nucleotide messenger RNA. NCBI's taxonomy places the organism in Eukaryota, Viridiplantae, Streptophyta, Magnoliopsida, Brassicales, Brassicaceae. The record is from the annotation of a GenBank genome assembly.